This is a messenger RNA of Acanthosepion pharaonis, 819 nucleotides long. Lineage: Eukaryota; Metazoa; Mollusca; Cephalopoda; Sepiida; Sepiidae. The record is from the annotation of a GenBank genome assembly.
AUGAACAAUCUAUCUCAACCUUUUGAUAUUUGUCUGUCUUUUCCUUAUAUCUAUCUAUCUGUCAUUCUGUCUGUCAUUUCAUUAUAUUUAUCUCUAUGUCAUUUCAUUAUAUCUAUCUAUAUGUUUUUCAUUAUAUCUGUCAUUUCAUUAUAUCCCUAUGUCAUUUCAUUAUAUCUAUCAUUUCAUUAUAUCUAUCUUUUCAUUAUAUCUGUCAUUUCAUUAUGUCUGUCAUUUCAUUAUACCUAUCUGUCAUUUAAUUAUAUGUCUUUUUAUUUAUAUGUCAUUUCAUUAAUCUGUCAUUUCAUUAUAUCUGUCUUUUCAUUAUAUUUAUUUUUUCAUACCUACUUCUUUUCAUUAUGUCUGUCUUUUUUAUAUCUAUGUAUCUCUUUCUCUUUUCAUUAUAUCUAUCUAUGUAUCUAUCACUCUUUACCUUAUAUCUAUCUAUCUGGCAUUUCAUUAUAUCUAUCUCUCUUUUCAUUAUAUCUAUUUAUCUAUCACUCUUUUCAUUAUAUCUAUCCAUCUAUGUAUCUGUCUUUUCCUUAUAUCAAUCUACCUAUCUCAUUCUUUUCAUAUCUAUUUUCAGAUAAUCCUUCAAUUUAUGCCUGCCUGGCUCCCUACCUGCCAGACUAUCUAUCUAUCUAUCUAUCUAUCUAUCUAUCUAUCUAUCUAUCUAUCUAUCUAUCUAUCUAUCACUUUUUGCUACUUGUCUGUUCAUAUCUAUCUAUCUAUCUAUCUAUCUAUCUAUCUAUCUAUCUAUCUAUCUAUCUAUCUAUCUAUCUAUCUUAUAUCUUACCUUGUCCUAUUUAUCUAUGUACUUAA